AUGGCCAAUGCAGGUAUUCAGCUUCUGGGCUUCACGCUGGCCUUCCUGGGCUUCAUCGGCUCGAUAGCAUCCACAGCCAUGGUGGAAUGGAAAGCUUCGUCGUAUUCAGGAGACAACAUCAUCACAGCUCAGGCCAUGUUUGAAGGGCUGUGGAAGACCUGUGUAUCCCAGAGCACCGGCCAAGUUCAGUGUAAAGUGUAUGAUUCACUUCUCCAACUACCAGGGAUUGUGCAGGGCACCCGAGGGCUGAUGCUGUGCUCCAUCAUGCUGUGCAUCAUUUCUAUCUUGGUGGCCGUGGUGGGAAUGAGGUGCACCACCUGUAUGAUAGAUCAACCGGAGCAGAAGGACAAAGUGGCUCUAGCUGGAGGGGUUAUCUUCAUUAUUGCUGGUCUGCUUGCUCUGGUGGGAACGUCUUGGUAUGGCCACAGAAUAGCCAAGGACUUCUACAACCCAUUCACCCCGACUAACUCCAGGUAUGAGUUUGGAAGCGCCCUGUUUGUUGGAUGGGGAGCUGCCUGUCUGAUCAUCAUAGGAGGGAGCUUCCUCUGCUGCAACUGCUCCAGCAAGGACUCAGGGAAAUCCCCGCGCUUCCCAGCGUCCCACUCCUCAGGCCAAGGCAAGGACUACGUUUAG
This is a messenger RNA of Cottoperca gobio, 633 nucleotides long. It is a transcript of the gene cldn1, whose product is annotated as claudin 1. The transcript is spliced from 4 exons. Bases 1 to 633 code for a protein of 210 amino acids. Gene Ontology annotation, cellular component: bicellular tight junction; membrane. Gene Ontology annotation, molecular function: structural molecule activity. NCBI's taxonomy places the organism in Eukaryota, Metazoa, Chordata, Actinopteri, Perciformes, Bovichtidae. The record is from RefSeq and is a predicted model, not a curated record.